AUGGAGAACAACCAAUCCUGGAUUGCAGAAUUCAUCCUGGUGGGAUUUCAGCUCAGGGAAGAGAUGGAAUUGCUUCUCUUCGUUAUCUUCUUCCUACUAUAUAUCUUCAACCUGCUGGCAAAUGGCAUGAUCUUAGGGCUCAUUUGCCUCGACCCCAGACUGCACUCCCCCAUGUAUUACUUCCUUUUUCAUCUGGCCAUCACUGACAUAUCCUAUGCUUCCAGCAAUUUGCCAAAUAUGCUGGAAAACCUAGUGAAACACAAAAAAACGAUCCCUUUUGUCUCAUGCACUCUGCAGAUGCUUUUCUAUUUGGCUUUUGGUUCUGUAGAGUGCCUGAUUUUGGUGGUGAUGUCCUAUGACAGGUACACGGCGAUCUGCCAUCCCCUCCAGUACACUGUCAUCAUGAACUGGAGAGUAUGCACGGUCCUGGCUAUUGCUUCCUGGGCAUGUGGGUUUUUCCUGGCUCUAGUCCAAGUAAGUCUCUUCCUAAGGUUGCCCUUCUGUGGGCCACAGAAAGUGAACCACUUCUUCUGUGAAAUCCGAUCUGUCCUCAAAGUGACCUGUGGUGAAACCUGGAUCAAUGAAAUUUUCCUCUUUGCUGAUAGUGUGUUCAUAUUAGUUGGGCCCCUUUCCCUGGUGCUGGUCUCCUAUGUGCGCAUACUCUGGAGUGUCCUGAAGAUCCAGUCAAAGGAGGGCCGCAAGAAAGCCUUUUCCACCUGCUCUUCCCACCUCUGCGUGGUUGGGUUCUACUUUGGCAUAGUCAUGAUGGUUUACUUGGUCCCAGACAAUAAUCAACAAGAGGAACAGCAGAAAAUCCUUUUCCUGUUUUAUACCUUCUUCAACCCAUUGCUGAACCCCCUCGUCUACAGUCUAAGGAAUGCUCAAGUGAAGUCUGCCUUCCACAGAAUGUUGCAGAAAAAUUGGACACUCUGA
Messenger RNA from Phacochoerus africanus (Common warthog), 933 nucleotides. Its product is annotated as olfactory receptor 2A2-like. NCBI's taxonomy places the organism in Eukaryota, Metazoa, Chordata, Mammalia, Artiodactyla, Suidae. Gene Ontology annotation, molecular function: G protein-coupled receptor activity; olfactory receptor activity. The transcript has a single exon. The record is from RefSeq and is a predicted model, not a curated record. Gene Ontology annotation, biological process: G protein-coupled receptor signaling pathway. The coding region runs from base 1 to 933 and encodes 310 amino acids. Gene Ontology annotation, cellular component: membrane.